Molecule: messenger RNA, 930 nt
Organism: Kwoniella mangroviensis CBS 8507
Lineage: Eukaryota; Fungi; Basidiomycota; Tremellomycetes; Tremellales; Cryptococcaceae
Exons: 1
Coding region: 1-930 (309 amino acids)
Source: RefSeq, a predicted model, not a curated record
AUGGAGAGUCACUUUGAUCGUUACGGAAGCUGUUCGCGAGAAUCGAGGAGACCCCGAGGAACUGAUCGCAAUUCGGAUGAGACCGCAGGUCAAAGUGAAACGCAAACCAACUCAGCAGAGCCACAACGGUUUGACGAAUAUGGUAACCCCUCUGCCACAGGAUACACUGUCGAUGAAAUGCUACAGCGAUUCCGCCAAUGGGCUAAUAAAACUGGGAUAGACCUGAAUGAGCUGCAUGAUGAUCGACUGUACGAUAUGAUGACCGAUCAUCUGUACAGGAAGCAAAACAUGGCUACAGGUCAAGGGGAUGACGAAUGGGAACUCCCUCGUUCCGACGAUCACCACACUGCACUAGCGGGCGAUGAAGAGGAGAAACGGCAAGCGGCGGAGUGGAAUUCGUACAUAGGUCUUCCCCCUCCAUAUGAGGGCCAACCAGCGCUGUCUCGAAGGUCUAAAACCAAGCGUCAUCUCACCCGCGGGGUCACAACUCGAGUAGGUGUUCAUAAAGACUGGAACUGUGAACUGGUCAUGGAGUUUCCCCAAGAGACUAUCUGGGCCAGCUUGCCUACCGGAGGAUCUACAGAUAUUUGGGUCCCGCGAAGCACAAUCGCUUACAGAGUAGAAACUCAGAGACUCUUUCUUGAAUCUCCCGAUAAGUGGCUGGCAUCAUUGACAAUCCCACAGGUCAUUGAUAGCAUGCUGCCCGACAUCCCCAUGGACGACAAGAUCGCAAGGUCAAGAACGGCUAUGUCAAUGGCUCAAACUUGGAGCGAGCAGAAAAGGCGAGAAUACCUCCACAACUAUCAAGGUGGUAGUCACUCAUCACGAAGGCGUAGUAACACAACCUUUUCUCCCCCUCCCAGGUCCGCAGCACCUCGAGUUCCGCCUUUCUGCGACAUAUGCGGAGAGCUCGACUGCUGGGGAUGCUGA